Messenger RNA from Megalops cyprinoides (Indo-Pacific tarpon), 4881 nucleotides. RefSeq names its product MCF.2 cell line derived transforming sequence-like 2 (gene mcf2l2). Gene Ontology annotation, molecular function: guanyl-nucleotide exchange factor activity; protein binding. Bases 244 to 3816 code for a protein of 1190 amino acids. Gene Ontology annotation, cellular component: cytoplasm. The record is from RefSeq and is a predicted model, not a curated record. The transcript is spliced from 33 exons. Lineage: Eukaryota; Metazoa; Chordata; Actinopteri; Elopiformes; Megalopidae.
UUGUGUGGGUGCGUUCAGCUUUAAUGCAGAACAAUACACACAGAAAAGUGCUUUAAUAAGAGAAUUUCAGCUGUGGAGGAGAGCAGACAGAUCCACUCCCUGAAGCAUCAGUGGGCUUUCCUGGCUUAUCUAUCAGAGGUGCUUGUGACUGGGAGUGGCACUUGCUUUGUGUGUGCAGGGAGUCUGGGGGGGGAGGAGGAGGAGGAGAGGAGCAGGAGAAGUGGUUGCGGUGCCUGGUCUGAGAUGCUCUGCUGGCUGAGGGAGGAAGAGAUGUCUUUGCAGGAGCUACAGCAGCGCGUGGACUGUGUCAUCACCCAUGUCGACGAGAUCAUGCAGCAGGAGAUCAGGCCCCUGCUGGCAGUCGACAUCAUUGAGCAGCUUCAUAGGCAGUUCGCCGUACUCUCAGGUGGAAGAGGAAAAGAUGGAGCCCCUAUUAUCACAUUCCCAGAGUACUCUGGCUUCAGUGACCUACCGGAUGAAGAUUUCCUCAAUGUCAUCACAUAUCUGACCAGCAUCCCCAGCCUGGAUGCAGCUAGCAUUGGUUUCAUCAUAAUCAUAGACCGGCGCAGAGACAAAUGGAGCUCGGUGAAAGCAUCACUGGCACGGAUAGCGGGGGCGUUUCCAGGAAAUCUGCAGCUGGUCCUUGUUCUCCGACCUUCCCGCUUUAUCCAGAGAGCCUUCGCUGAUAUUGGCAUCCGACUGCACCGUGAUGACUUUAAAAUGAAGGUACCGAUUGUUAUGCUCAACUCCCUGUCUGACUUACAUGGGUACAUUGAUAAGGCUCAACUGACAUGUGAACUGGGUGGAAACUUGGAGUACUGCCACAGUCAGUGGAUUCAUCAUCGAACAGCCAUAGAGAACUUUGCAGUGACGGUGAAGACCACAGCCCAGAUGCUGCAGAAAUUUGGGACGGAUCUUGCAGAGACCGAGCUGCCCAAUGACGUGCAGUGCACCAAAGAUCUGUUGGAUGCCCACACAGAAAAGCAUGAUAAGUUGAAGGAUGAACUUAGACUUGCCAUGAAACAAGGAACUACUCUGCUUUCCUGCAUCAAAGAACAAGCAGCAAAAAAUGUCACUUACAAACUUAACCCUGAUGAAGCUGAGAAUCUGACAACUGUGGAAAGGUUGCUGGCCCAGCUGGAUGAAACAGAAAAUGCUUUUGAACAGUUUUGGUCAAAACACCAGCUGAAGCUGGAACAGUGUUUGCAGCUGCGCCAUUUUGAACAGGACUUCAGAGAAGUGAAAGUGUCCCUGGACAGUCUGAUGGAAAGUCAGGCCGCCUUCUCGGAUAUUGGAGACUGUGUAGGCCGCAUAGAGCAGCUACUGAGAGAGCUUAAGGCCUUAGAAGAGAAAGCCCAGGAAUCAUUGGAAAAGGCCCAGCUGCAUGCUUUGCACGGUGACCAGCUGAUCCAGAGCAAUCACUAUGCUGUCGACUCCAUUCGACCCAAGUGUGUUGAACUGAGGCGCAUCUGUGAUGACUUCACCAACGGAGCCAAAAAGAAGUAUGACAUCCUCACAAAGUCACAUGAAAUUCACAAAGGAAUAGACAAGGUGAACCACUGGUGCGAGUCGGGCGUGUACCUUCUGGCCUCCCAGGCCGUGGAUAAGUGUCAGUCACAGGAAGGAGCCGAGGCUGCCCUGCAGGAUAUUGAGAAGUUCCUGGAGACCGCAGAAGACCAGCAUCUGAACAGCCUCAAAGACCUCCACAACCAGUAUGAGAUCGUCCUCACCGCUGACAUCAAGGCCAAAGUGCAGAAGGCCCUGCAGAGACUGGAGGACGUGCAGGAGAUGUUUGACAGGAGACACGUCAGUCUCAAGAAGCUGUCGGCCAAGCAGACCCGGCCGGUACAGCCUGUCGCUCCCCGCCCUGAGUCCUCCCCAAAACGCUCCUCACCCAAAACGCCCAGGACCACAGGUCCCAUGCCAAACCGUCGGGGACCAGAGAAUUCCAGCACCCCAAAGCAAUCCGCUGACUCCGAUUUCACCAGGAAGAAAAAUAUUCGCAAAGCUAAAGGUGGCAUUAAGAUUGAAGUUAUGCAUGAAGCCAGCCAGGGGGGCUCAAGCCAUGUCCUGGUGUCAAACGAGACCGAGGAAAGCUUGUCAAAUCGACGGAGACACAUCAUGAAUGAGCUGAUUGAAACAGAAAGGCUGUAUGUUGAAGAGUUGCAGAGUAUCAUGGAGGGAUAUGCUGCUGAGCUUGACAAUGCAGAGUUAGCCCACCUCAUCCCAGCGGCACUGCAGAACAAAAAAGAUGUGCUUUUUGGAAAUCUACCUGAAAUCUACGAGUUUCACAACAGGACAUUUCUGAAAGAGCUUGAAAAUUGCGUUGAAAAGCCGGAGUUGGUGGGAACGUGCUUUCUGAAAAGGAAAGAAGACCUGCAGAUCUAUGAGAAGUACUGCCAGAACAAACCACGUUCUGAGGCUCUAUGGAGACAGUAUGGAGACUGUGCCUUCUUCCAGGAAUGUCAGAAAAAGUUGGACCACAAGCUCUCUCUGGAUGCAUACCUGCUGAAACCUGUUCAGAGAAUCACCAAGUACCAGUUGAUGUUGAAGGAGAUGCUGAAGUGUAACAAAAAUGCAGAGGGCACUGCAGAGCUUGAAGAGGCCUUGGCAACAAUGCUCGACAUCAUAAAGUCAGUCAAUGAUUCCAUGCAUCAGAUUGCCAUUACAGGGUUUGAGGGCAACCUGAACGACCUUGGCAAGCUGCUAAUGCAGGGCUCCUUCAAUGUGUGGACAGACCACAAAAAAGGUCACAGCAAGGUGAAGGACCUGGCGCGCUUCAAGCCCAUGCAGAGGCACCUCUUCCUCUACAACAAGAUGCUGCUGUUCUGCAAAAAACGAGAGGAGACAUCAGAUGGCCACGAGAAAUCCCCCUCCUACAGCUUCAAGCACUGCUUGAAGAUGAGUGCAGUUGGCAUAACUGAAAAUGUCAAAGGUGAUGUCAAGAAGUUCGAGGUUUGGUACAAUGGACGAGAGGAAGUCUACAUUAUUCAGGCCUCCUCCAUGGAUGUGAAGAACAUGUGGGUUUCAGAGAUCAGAAAAGUGCUGACGGGACAGCUGGAGGCGUGCAGAGAAGCAAGUCAGCUACAUCAGAGGAUCACAGAGAAUGUAUACCACGCUCCCAUGAAUAUGUCUAAUGCCAGGAUGGUGAGGAAGGCGGCACUGAAGCAGUCAGACUCCUCCAGCCCUGAGGUGGGCUACCGGAGGAGCAACCCCAGCCCCAACAUGAGACAGAAACGAGCGGAUGCUUCUGCCAGCCGUAACUCUGAGCAAUCCGCUCUUGCUAAAAAGCGCUUCACAUUGCAGGGCCUCUCCAAUCGCAGGUCUCUACCCCAAGAGCCUCCAUCUAAGGAAACAGAUGUCACGCGCCGCUUCUCUUUAGCAUCCUCUAUCAGUGCUUCCGCCACUAGACGCACAAAAGGUCCUCUAUCUGGUAACCUUAAAACCAAGAGACAUGAAAUUAAGAGUGACCCCACACCACUGGGGUAUGAAGAUACUUUACGUGAUGCUAUCCCAGCAGAAAGCAAACGUAACAGUACUUCAAGUACAGAUUCAACUGUCCCUAGAUCUACCUCUCAAACAGGAUGGACCCAGAGGCGUCUGCCUUCGAUGGAUACUGAAGACUUUGAAACCAUUCCUUCCAGUGCUGAGGAUCUUUCAAACUCCUCCGACGCUGAGGAGGAGUGCAGUGAUAAAAAUGGGGACCAUGACCAGUUUCGGGUUCAGUUGACAUAUGAGGCGAAAACAGCGCAGGACCUGUCUUUGGAGUCAGGGGAUUUAGUGCAGUUUCUGGAAGAAGCGGAAAAUGGGCAGUGAUAUCUUCAGCGAUAGGUGUACUGCUGCUUUAGUAGACACUGAGGAAAAGGAAACUGAUUUUGUGGGGAAAACAGCAACAGAAAACAGACUAACUUACUGAAUCCAACUUGCUCCACUGUCCUACCUUUGGCUUUCCGCUUAAAGUUGUGCCAUUUGUUCAUGGAAGAUGCAAAUUCCCUCCCUUUCCAAACUUCUAGAAGGGGGCCCUUUUUAGCUGCUGUGCCCUCUGAAGAACCACAGGAGCCAGCUACCAUUGUGGGGCUAUGUGUUUUACUGCUGUGCUCAGCCACACUGAAAAAAUCCCUCCCUCCCAAACUCUGUGUCACCUGCGGUCAUUGAGUGACAAAGCCAUGCACAUACUCAGCUGCUGUGCCCUCAAAGGAUCAGAGAUCCACCCGGACUGGUGCUUUGCGCUUUCAUUAGCUGUGCUGCUGUGCCUUUGCUGUGCAACACCGAUAAAUUACCUGGAUGGCACACAGCGUCACUGGGAGGGACACGAUGAGAGAAGAGGCAGGCGGAGAAGCCUUGGCACAGAUGUCAUUUGCUGAAACGUCUGAUCCAGGUUCAGUUCCAGAAAUGCCAGAUCCACGGUCAGGGUCUGAAAUGACUGAUCCAGGGUCAUGGGCUGAAAUGACUGAUCCAGGGGCAGAGAUAUAUUUCAGUUUCAGAUGGAUCAUCUGUUUUUGUAAUUGCUCCCAACUAUACUGUCCUGUUGAUUCCUAUGUCAGUAGAGAGGACGUUUUAAAUUCUUGUUAUUUUUUAUGUUGUACUGGAUGUUUUUUUUCAGACCAGUAUUGAUAUAGUGUGAAGCAAAUAAAGCCCCUGCAGAAAACAGGAAAAAAAAAAGAUUGGCUUCUCAAACUGUGCACACAUUUCAAAUAAAACAUUCUUUGCAAGGCAUACAUUUGUGUCCACUGACUUCAAGAAGAAAGAAUCCCUUCUUAAUGUAAUUCAUAUAAACUUGUUUUCAUUCAAGUGUACAGUUUUGCUUCUAUCUGAUGUAUUAUAUCUGGAAAUGUUGUUCAUGGCUGGUUUAAAAUUAUCAGUUAUUACAUUUUCCUCUGA